Musa acuminata AAA Group (dessert banana) is the source of this 2011-nucleotide messenger RNA. RefSeq lists its product as uncharacterized. Gene Ontology annotation, cellular component: cytoplasm. The record is from RefSeq and is a predicted model, not a curated record. The transcript has 12 exons. NCBI's taxonomy places the organism in Eukaryota, Viridiplantae, Streptophyta, Magnoliopsida, Zingiberales, Musaceae. Bases 1 to 1701 code for a protein of 566 amino acids.
AUGAGCAGCGCAAGGAAGCGACGUGAGACAACACCAGAUGUAUCGUAUUUGCUAUAUAGGGAGAGCCGAGCCGCGCCGAACCGAGUCUCCAACCCACCGAGUCGCUCUGACGACCCGGCUUGCCUUCCGGUUACUUCACUUGCGGAUUUAACUCUGAGCAAAACCGUCAGAUCGGGUGAUUGUAGAUUUUGGACCGUCCGAUCCAAGGGGAUCGGAGUGUCGUCUUUUUGUACCCCGCCGCCGCCUCUUUUUCCCCCGCUGCCGCCUCUCCUCUUCCGCCGUCACCUCCUCAGUCGCCUCAUCCCCGUCUCUUCGUCCGCGUCGCUGCCGUGUCUCCCCGUCCGCAUCGCUGUAUCCUUCUCUUCAUAUUGGUACGCGUCUCCUCCUCCUCCUCGUCCUCCCCGUCUGCUCUUUCUCUCUCUCGCUGAUCGGGAAAGUACGACUUCACUAGGUUGCUCCGGUUGGAUGGGUUCCAACAUGAAUGACAUGAAAUCGCUUCAAGAAACUAAUCUUGAUGAAGAAGGUGAUCAAGAAUUUGAAUUGGAGGAUGUAGAUGAUGGAGAUGAAGAGGAAGAAGUGGAGGAAUAUGUAACCCUAGGUCUUGUUGAAAAGCCCAAGAAUCCUAAAUUCCUUCUUCGCCAUCUAUUCCCAAGCAAAGCUGGAGGUGUUCCGGCAUGGUUGGAUCCAGUGGAUUUGCCACAAGAGAAGUCGCGAAUAUGUGGUUUUUGUGGAGAGCCUCUUCAGUUCCUUCUUCAGAUUUAUGCACCAAUUUCUGAGGAGUCUUCUACUUUUCAUCGGAUCUUGUAUGUUUUUAUGUGCCCAUCCAUGUCAUGUCUUCUUCGGGACCAGCAUGAACAGUGGAAAUGCAGAGGAGACAAUCCUUGUCGAAGUGUGAAAGUCUUCCGUUGCCAAUUACCUCGAUGCAAUCCAUUCUACUCUAGUGAGCCACCAAAGCGUGAUGGCAUUGACAAACCAUUGACUGUUGGAGCUGCGCUUUGCUCUUGGUGUGGCACAUGGAAAGGGGAGAAAGUUUGUAGUAGUUGUAGGAGAGCACGUUACUGCUCUGAGAAACAUCAGGCUUUGCAUUGGAAGUCAGGGCAUCGAAAUCAAUGUCGUCAGAUUGUAAAUUACUCAGAAACAUCUAGUUCAAGUCCUGAUUCCUCUAGCAAUAGGCUUCCAACUGUGGGCAAAGUUGCCUGCAGUACACUAUGGCCUGAAUAUGAGAUUAUCAUAGAAGAUGAAUGUGCUUUUGAUACGGAAGCUUUUGAAGAUAAUAAUUGUGCAACAUCAUUGGUGCCCAAAAAUAUGAAAACAGAUGACUCAUAUCAGUUCAUGUUGGACAAGUUUGAGGCUGAUGAAAAUAAAAGGACCUGGGCAUCAUUUCAAGAACGAAUUGCAAAAUGUCCUAAGCAAGUGUUGAGAUAUUGCCGAGAUCCUAAGGCGAAACCACUAUGGCCUUUGUCAAUUGGCUGCCCCUCUGUAGCAAAUAUUCCUAAAUGCAACUACUGCAAUGGCCCUAUAUGCUAUGAAUUCCAGAUCAUGCCUCAGUUGCUUUUUUACUUUGGUGUGAGAAAUGAUCCUGAUUCACUUGACUGGGGAACCAUUGCUGUAUAUACAUGUUCAGCUUCCUGUGGAUCAAGUAUAAGCUACAAAGAGGAAUUUGCAUGGGUUCAGUUAUAUCCUACAGCACCAAUGACUUGAAGGUUCUCUGAUGUGUAUGUGCUCUAUGCCAUAAAUUCCAGGUGAAAUUGAAAGUGUGAACAAGUUUGGUCUGAGAACUGAGUUCUCAUGCUUUGUCAUGCUAAAUAUCACAAAAAGAGAGUUUCUGUUGAUUCACCACCUAUGCUCUGUAACUGGAUUCCAAUGUAGUUCUCUAGUGUAGCUAACGAUUUUUGUUUAUGAUGUUAUGUUGUCUUGGAUGACUAUACUUUUUUUUCUUCAAAUUAAAUGUUUUCUUCUCCCAAUCAACCUAGAUGUAUUAUGUUCAUUGUAAAGGGUUGCUCCCUUUGAC